Molecule: messenger RNA, 2007 nt
Organism: Numida meleagris (helmeted guineafowl)
Lineage: Eukaryota; Metazoa; Chordata; Aves; Galliformes; Numididae
Gene: TMEM127
Product: transmembrane protein 127
Biological process (GO): negative regulation of TOR signaling; negative regulation of cell population proliferation
Cellular component (GO): membrane
Source: RefSeq, a predicted model, not a curated record
AUUACUGCAUGAACCCGCAGACCGUCCUGCUGCUCCGCGUCAUCGCCGCCUUCUGCUUCCUGGGCAUCAUCUGCAGCCUCUCUGCCUUCCUGCUGGACGUCUUCGGGCCCAAGCACCCGGCGCUGAAGAUCACUCGCCGUUACGCUUUCGCUCACAUCCUCACAGUCCUGCAGUGUGCCACCGUCAUCGGGUUCUGCUAUUGGGCCUCGGAGCUGAUCCUCGCCCAGCAGCAGCAGCACAAGAAGUACCACGGCUCCCAGGUCUACGUCACCUUCGCCGUCAGCUUCUACCUGGUGGCGGGGGCCGGGGGAGCCUCCAUCCUCGCCACCGCCGCCAACCUGCUGCGGCACUACCCCACCGAGGAGGAGGAGCAGGCCCUGGAGCUGCUGUCUGAGAUGGAGGAGAACGAGCCCUACCCUGCGGAGUACGAGGUGAUCAACCAGUUCCAGCCGCCGCCGGCGUACACCCCCUGACGCUGCCGGGGAGCGGGGACGGCUUCCUGCCUCCCUAAACUCUCCUUGGAUGGGGACGCCGUCCCCAGCGCUGGGCAGCCCGGGCGCCUCGUGUGUCUCUCCUGAUCUCCCCCGUGCCGAGGGAAGAACUGAUUUUAGAACGGGAUUUCUUCAUCCGAAGCUUCCCCUUGUUUUAUGAACUCUUGUGUUGUGAUUUUAACCCCGCUCUCCUCCGCGCCGUGCCGGCUGUAACAGCAGCGCCCGCCCCGGGGCUGAGCUCUCCUUCCCCAUCCCGUGGACAACGGCGACGUCGCGCUGCGCUGGAGACGAAUUCCCACCUGUGAACGCGGCCCCGGCUCCGCAUCUAUCGAUCUGCGUAGGAAGCGUGCUGGUGGGAGAGCUUCUGCAGCAGCUGCACGACGGGGGGCAGGCACGGCAGCUCUCCUGCCCCGACCCGCAGCCAGCACACGCAUUUUGCACUUUAGCUCACGAGGCUCUGCUGGUGCAGGGGGGCUGGGGGUGCAGCUCCCGCGGCGAGGCGUGCGGGGCUCCUGGCUGCUGCCCCCCCCCCCAGCUCCUGUCGGCACCUCCCUGUGCGAAUCCUGGUUUUUAACCGAGGUAAAUGGAGACUUUUGCACAGUGCCGGCUCUGAGAAGCGAGUCGAGCCGACGCUGGCUAACGGGCGUCCGGCUGUAGCUUUUAUGCAAGUACCCGACAUCCCCGCCCCGAUGGGAAUUCUUGGCUUUUCGCUCCCUUUUCAUGGUUUUGUGUCCUGCUUUGGGUUAACGGCCCCGUUCCUCCGCACGCCCCAGGGAUGCGCUUGGCCCCGAGCUGAGAGAGCACGGUGCAGCCUGGCCUGCAGCCGAAACCGGAGAGACCAGCGGGGAGGGCGUUGCUGUGGGGCCGGCUGAAACAAAGAGGGGCAGCAAGGAGGGCACGGAGCCCCACCCCCACCCCGAGCCCCACGGCGCUGGGAAGCCUCAGCUCCAGGAGGAGGCUCAGGGCAGGAACGCUGCUGCACGCAGCUCCCUCUUCCUGAUGCUCCUCACCCCUCCUCCCUCUUCUUCCUCCUCCUCCUCCUCCUCCUCGCUAUGCAACGUUUGGCAGAGCCAGCGGGGCUGUGCUCGGGGAGCAGCCAGCAGCACGGUGUGAGGGGGUCCCACGCAGCCCCCCCCGCUCUCCCCAUCCCUCUGCUACCCCUAAAUCCCCGGUGUGGGGCGCGCUGCCGCCCCGGGCGCUGCUGCGGUGCCCCAGAACCAUUCGGGUCCCCAACCCCCCCCUUCCCCACCCCGUGACGAUAUGCAAGAGAGGGCUGGACUGUAAAUAGUCUGUGCAUAAGCAUUGUAUUUCUGUAAAAACACACACACGCACACAUAGGGGAAUGAGAUGAGCUCCUGCACCUCUACUAAUCCGCAUAGCUUGAAGAGAUCAGGGUGGGAUGGGGGGUGGGGGGAGCUUUCCCCGAGGCUUUGGGCCGCCCCUCGGUCACCGCGGCCGUCCCACGUCCUGACUUUUAUAGAGACAAUAAACCUGGUGUACAGAGCGCGUGGUGCGA